This is a messenger RNA of Funneliformis geosporum, 1012 nucleotides long. NCBI's taxonomy places the organism in Eukaryota, Fungi, Glomeromycota, Glomeromycetes, Glomerales, Glomeraceae. The record is from the annotation of a GenBank genome assembly.
AUGAAACUUAUUUUCGAAAUAUCUCUUUGUUUUCUCGCAUUAUCACUUUUGACCGUUACAACUAAUGCACAAUUAGAAGGACAAUGGCCAGAAGUUGAUAAACCUCCACCAACUAAUGAAUCUUGGACUUCUUUAGUCGAUAUGUCAAAAGUUCCUAAUGCUCCGUUAUCUAAAGGCGAAAAUGAUUGUCCCGCAAAUGCCGCAAAUGAUAAAUUUUGUAAAUGGAGUUGUACUGAAUGCACUCGUAAUAAUUCCGACAUAGUUGUCUGUCCCAGUAAAACAGAUUGGGGUCUCUCCUUCGAUGAUGGGCCAACAGAAUAUACAGAUGCUUUAUUAGAUUAUUUGGCUUCAAAAGAUGUUAAAUUAACAUUUUUCGUUAUUGGUUCACGCGUGAUAGAACAUCCACAAACCUUGCUAAAAGCAUUCAGUGCUGGACAUCAAAUUGGAGUACACACUUGGUCCCAUACACAUCUUACCCAACAAUCCAAUGAGGAAAUCAUAGCCGAAAUCAAAUGGACAGAAGAAGCGAUAAAACAAGUCAUUGGUUUUACACCAAAAUAUAUGCGACCACCUUACGGAGACUGUGAUGAUCGUGUUAGAGGAAUCUUAACUCAACUCGGUUAUAAAAUUGUUAUGUGGGAGUACGAUACACAUGAUUAUUUGACAGGGGAAGAUAAAAAUUUUAAAGCAGAAUGGAUUGAAGGAAAUUUUACUCAAUGGGCUAACGCACCUUCUACAACUGGACAUAUAUCGUUAGAACAUGAUUUAUAUCAAGCAAGCGCUGGUAGAGCUCCAUAUGUUGUACCGGUUUUACAAAGUGCCGGAUUUAAUAUUAAACCCGUAGCUGUUUGUUUAAAUGAUCCAAAACCCUACGUUGAAGAAUAUAGUUUGACCACAAAUAAUACUGCGGUUGAAACUCCAACGGUUGUAACUUCAGCGACCGAAAGCCCAAAAAAUGAUGCCCCAACCGAAUCACCUAUCACACAAAACGUCGAACAAAAAACUCCUUCAA